AUUGGAAGAUGUUUGUAUGCACCUACGCGUUUUGGAUUAAUCCGUUCCUGCUACAAAUAUCUAUCGUUAGAGUAGUUACAACAUCGGACGAUGAUCGUACACAUAUCCAGGCGGAUCUGAAAGCCCGAAGGUGAAAAAAAAAUGGGUAAAGAUGGCCGGUCUCGACUGUGAUUCAGCGUUGGACGAUGCGAGCUCCGAAACCCGCCGGUCUCUCCUUCUUCCUUCCAGGAAUUCGUACACUGCCAAUUGAGAGAGCCUUCGGCAUCACGACUUCAUUCAACAAGAGUAGCCCAUACGUGAUACGGAUGGACAAGCCUAUCCAAACUAUAACUGUAUUUUAAUUCUUAUCUUCGGUUUUUCUUCUUUGCACGUGGACGAGAAUACGCACGCACCAAAUAAACUGUAUUAUUCAACUUCGAAAAUUCCACAUUUUAUUGCUAAGAAAAUCCAUCGAUAACAACAUUAUUGUUUAGUUCAUUUAAACAAAAAGAAAAAGAAACAAACAACGAAUGGGUUGAAAAUCUUCCAAUUGCCGACGAUCAGUCGAACGGAUCUGAUCGAUCUCAGUGUUCUAGGAUCCAAUAAAUCAAAGGUGAAGAAGUAUUAUCGUAAUAAGGUCUCCUAUGUCGAAGCUCGAACUCUUUCACUUAGUCACUUUCCACAUCGACUGCACCGAACUGAAUCCGUGAGAAACCUGUGUUCUUCAAACUAGGAAGAGCUUGAUGACGCACGCAAAUUACCAGGAAGAAAUUGUCUUGUAAGUCGAAAGAUACGCGACGACGAGUCAGCCGAUGCGUGUGUCGUUGGAAUACAAGACACGAUUCCUCGCGUUUUCCUUCUCGUCCAAAUUAUUCAAAUCGUCUUCGUGGUUGUUUUUAUCGUUGAUGUCGAUGUCCAUGAAUCAUUCGCGAUCUACCACCAAUGCAAAAAUCAAGAUCGAAGAUCGAGAACGUUGCUCAACAUCGAACAAGAUGGUACAAAUCACCCGAUUGAUCCUCAAAAACGAGGAUCGUUUUAAAUCGGCCGAUGAGUUUUGUGUUUCUGAACAUCAAUCGAGUUUCACUUCAAAAAACAAUGAGAAGAAAAAAUCGAAAGAAGAUUUUCGAAAAGAAUUAUUCAAUUUCAACGAAUCGACGAAAAACAUAGAUGAAAAAUCAAAUCACGACAUUAGCACAAAACUCGAAACACUUCGAGUCUCUUCGAAAAGCUCUGCAGAUAUUUUCUAUGAGAUUUCCAAAAAGAAGAUUAUACGUCAUAUUGAAGAUGAUCAAGAAAAUGAUGUGGAAAAACAAUUGGAAUUAGAGGAAGGAGGAUUGACUGAUUCAAGUCCUGUUAUGGUCCCAUAUGAUCCAUCCGAGUGGAAUUCGAGUCACGUAGCAUCGUGGAUUUCAUGGUGCUGUCGAGCAUUUUCUAUAAAAGAACCACCGACACCGAAGACUCUUCCAUCGACCGGGAAGGAGUUGCUGAAGUUGUCAUUGGAGGAUUGGCAAGGUAUUUCGGGUGGUCGAAUUUUGGCGAGGCAUUUGGGUUAUCUGCGUUUACAGGCAACCGGUGUGCACAGUCCGGCGUUGCUUCAAGAUGAGAAAGUGGAAGAAAGGUUCGGCCUCCUACAACGGACUUGCUCGCUGAUUGGAUCGACAGCUGGAGCCGGGGCUUCCGGGGCGGUCGGAGGCGGACAGGUUCAACUCUGGCAAUUCCUGCUGGAGCUACUCUCGGAUUCGUCCAAUUCUUCCUGCAUAGCGUGGGAGGGAUCUGACGGGGAAUUCAAGCUCACCGAUCCGGACGAAGUCGCUAGAAGAUGGGGAGAACGCAAAAGCAAACCUAAUAUGAACUAUGAUAAACUUUCGCGGGCACUCAGAUAUUACUACGAUAAAAACAUUAUGACAAAAGUGCAUGGGAAACGUUACGCGUACAAAUUCGACUUUCAUGGUCUAAUGAUAGCGUGCCAAGCACAAGCGGGAAUCUCGAUGGAACCACCCGUGUCUUCUCGAGGAACUGGACCAAACUGUCAUCCUCAUCACACGCAUCAUGCUCAUCAUCUUUAUUCAACAGGAAGUACAACCGGAACUCAACAUCAUUCUAUACCUCCGCCUCCUCCUCUACCACCUCCACCACCACCACCACAUUAUUGUUGGCCAUAUCAUCGAUAUUCGCCACCAACGUAACGCCAACUCUUAUUAUUCCUCGAAUUUAUGAACAACGUGAAUCUUUACAGAACUUUUUAACGAAUCGAAGGAAACGUGUUUGAUCAUUGUUGUUAAAUAAACAUAAAGAGAAUAACUCUUAAUUCGAUUUGAUAUGAACGCAAUUAUUGCGUUCAAGUUCGCAUGUACAAUUUUGGUGUAUAUUUUGUAAAACUACUUUCUAUAUAUAUAUAUAUCUAAUAAAAAUCAACUUGUGAUCAAGUAAUGCAAUACAUAUGUGUAAAGCUAAGGUAUAAUA
Molecule: messenger RNA, 2442 nt
Organism: Polistes canadensis
Lineage: Eukaryota; Metazoa; Arthropoda; Insecta; Hymenoptera; Vespidae
Product: DNA-binding protein D-ETS-6-like
Exons: 5
Coding region: 792-2165 (457 amino acids)
Biological process (GO): regulation of transcription by RNA polymerase II; cell differentiation
Cellular component (GO): nucleus
Molecular function (GO): DNA-binding transcription factor activity, RNA polymerase II-specific; sequence-specific DNA binding
Source: RefSeq, a predicted model, not a curated record